Messenger RNA from Adelges cooleyi (spruce gall adelgid), 1140 nucleotides. It is a transcript of the gene zetaCOP, whose product is annotated as coatomer subunit zeta-1. The transcript is spliced from 5 exons. Gene Ontology annotation, cellular component: COPI vesicle coat. Gene Ontology annotation, biological process: intracellular protein transport; retrograde vesicle-mediated transport, Golgi to endoplasmic reticulum; intra-Golgi vesicle-mediated transport. Lineage: Eukaryota; Metazoa; Arthropoda; Insecta; Hemiptera; Adelgidae. Bases 160 to 696 code for a protein of 178 amino acids. The record is from RefSeq and is a predicted model, not a curated record.
UUUUUAUCACAGUUGGACACGACAUUCUAAUAAAUAAAAUCCAAUAAUCCUAACUUCUAAUAAUAUUAUUAAAAGUUGUAAAAUUUAAUUUAAUUAGUAUUUUAAAUAAUAUAAUGAAAUAAAAGGUUUGAAAUUGUUUAGCUUCCAAUUAAAAUAAUAAUGGAUUGUUCUCUGUUGGAACCAACAUUAUAUACAAUCAAAGGUAUGGCUAUAUUGGAUAACGAUGGAAAUCGCAUUUUAGCCAAAUACUAUGAUGGUAAUAUAUUUCCCACGAUAAAGGAGCAAAAAGAAUUUGAAAAAAAUUUGUUUAAUCGAACUCAUAGAGCAAAUGCAGAGAUUAUCAUGUUAGAUGGUAUUACAUGCUUGUACAGAAGUAAUGUUGAUUUAUUUUUUUAUGUUAUGGGAAGUUCUCAUGAAAAUGAAUUGCUCUUAAUGAGUGUGCUACAGUGUAUGUAUGACUCAAUCAGUCAAAUCCUUAGAAAAAAUGUUGAGAAGCGUGUAGUACUUGACAACUUGGAUGUUGUUAUGUUGGCAUUAGACGAAAUAUGUGACAAUGGUAUCAUUUUGGAAGCUGAUUCUGGAGCUGUGGUUCAAAGAGUUGCAUUACGAGCUGAUGACAUUCCAAUUGGAGAGCAAACAGUUGCUCAAGUGUUCCAAUCAGCAAAAGAGCAAUUAAAAUGGUCAUUAUUAAAAUAGUACUUGAAUUAUUCAAGUUUUUUUGGAUAUAAAAUAACAAUAAAUACACUACUACUAUAAUUGUUGUUUAAAUUACAUUAUAAUUAUAAUUUUAUAUGCAUUAUAAAGAUGAUUAAUAAAUAUAUUAUAUGCAUUAAUAAUUACUGUUUUUGGGAAAAUUGCAAUUUUGCUUCUAACCAAUUGGCAAAUUGUAAUAGUCGUACAUCAGAAAAAUUUGGUGCCAUUAUUUGUAUACUGAUUGGCAUCUGGUCAGAUGAUAAUUUAACUGGUAUUGUAAUUGCUGGACAUCCUUCAAAAAAUAAAAAUUUAUGUUUAAGGUAAACUAAUUGUUAGUAUUAAAAUGUUACAAUAUAAUAUAUUGUUUUAUCUAUUUCUAUGUUUAAUUUAUACAAUUAUAUUUACACUACUAAAAAUUAGGUUUAAAUAGAUUAUAAUCACAUAUUA